Diatraea saccharalis (sugarcane borer) is the source of this 1677-nucleotide messenger RNA. Lineage: Eukaryota; Metazoa; Arthropoda; Insecta; Lepidoptera; Crambidae. The record is from the annotation of a GenBank genome assembly.
AUGUUUUGGGCUGACUGGCAUCAAGGUCCAGUGAUAAUGUGGGCUAACAUGGACGGGUCGCAGCCUGCCGUCUUGGUGGACAGCCUCGUGGGUUACGCCACCGGCCUGGCGAUGGACUCGCCUAACGGACGCCUGUACUACGUCGAUCACACCGUCAAGGUCAUCAAGAUAGACGACAUGCAAUUUUACUCACUUUUCGAUGAGCAAUAUCACCACCCGUACUCGAUCGCGGUAUUCGAGAACACUGUAUACUGGAGCGACUGGACCUCUAACUCUAUUCAGACGACGGACAAACUUCAUAGCACCGCUCGGAAGAGGAAUGUACUAGUAAAGAAAGACACACCAAUUUAUGGUAUGGAGCAUUACAACCCCAUCUUUAUAGUGAUCGGAGGAGGUUCAUAUUUCACACACAUUGAGAUGAACGUGUUAGGCAACCCGGAGGCGCAUGCCAUCCAUUUCGAUAUCGGACGGGUACAAGCAAUGGCAUAUGACAGCAAGAGAGAAUUCAAGACUGGCGUGACAAAUUUGUUCUUAUACCGCGGUCUGGAUGAUGUCGUCGAAAUGGAUUACGAUGAUGCAACGGAUUCCCUUUACAUAUUGGACCAGGGUCGAAAUGCUAUUGACGUAGUGUCAUUGAGGACUCACAAACGGGCUCUGAUACACCGCCUGGAGAGCCACGAGGUGCCUCUCAGCUUUUGUGUUAUGUCAGAAUAUGGGUAAGUGGUAUAAUAAUCUAUAUAAUAUAAAAAUGAAUCGCAAAAUGUGUUGGUAAGCGCAUAACUCAACAACGCCUCGACCAAUUUGGCCAAAUCUUUUUUUAAAAUGUUCGUUGAAGUUCAAGGAUGGUUUUUACGGCGAGAAAAAUAGAAUUAUUGCUGGAAAAACCCUAAAAAUAGCCCUUUUCUUUUUCCCAUACAAAUGAUUUGUAACUAAAACGUAGUCAAUUUGAGCUUUAUUGCUAUGGUAUAAAGUUCAUAUUAAAUUACAAGCACUCACUGUUGUCUAAGCAAUGUAGGCUUUUUGACAGGACGAAGUCUGUCGGGUCAGCUAGUAUUAAAUAAUAUUAGUGACUCGGUGGCGCUUAUCCUCUGAUAAGCGCUGCGGCCCGCGAUCGUUGUUGUUAAGCAACUUUCGCAAGGGUCGGUCACGGGAUGGGUGACCAAAAAAUUAUUAUCUCGAGCUACUUCGUGCUUCGGAAGGCACGCUAAGCCAUUGGUCCCGGCUGUGUUUGUUGUCGUUAAUACCCUCCAAUCCGCAUUUGGCCAGCGUGAAGGGUCAUGGCCCAUCCUCUUUAAUCAUCCAUAAUGAAGGCCUGAGCCCCUGCAGUGGGGACGUAAAAAGGGCAGAUGAUGAUGACUGCACUUUCUAGUAUUUAAAUUAACUGUAUAUAAAAAUAAAAUUUAACCAGUCACUUGCUGGAGUCCUAAAACUCAAUCUAGGAAUCUCCCAAAUCCCUUCGAGACUUUGCGUACUUGUUUAAGUGAUUUGAUUAGAUAGUUUUAAGGUCGGUGCAAAUGAUGGAAAAUCCGUCAAGUGUUUUACGGAAAUACGAUUUUUCGCGACCGACAAUUACCCGUGCAUCAGAAAUGUACUGACCAUAUUUCACAUAGCUUAAUAUCUUUGGUACUUGCUCAACGAGUUUCUUCCGUGCUUGUUAUAAACAUACAAUAUCUAUAG